AUGGGUGGAAACACCGAAUAUAUAGCAGGCCAUGGCUACCUCUCCCUCGCUCAAGCCGUCCAUGUUGCUCAGAACAGUGAAGGAGGUGUUGAUCAACGACUCGCCCAAUACCUAGAAAGACGACUAGCCGACGUAUGGUCCAAACUCAACGCUCAACCUCACACAUACAUACUCCCGUCAGACGAAUUCGCCUUGAUAAACUACUACCGGACACGCUUUGGUGACAACGAAAUCUCUUCUAUUUUGGCGUUUAGCGACCUGCAACCUCUCCGGCCUUUCUCGCACGAUACCUUUGAUUACGGAGUCAUCGGAGUUUCUUCGCGACAGAGCAUUUCAUUAGUCGGUCCGCCGUAA
Plenodomus lingam JN3 is the source of this 354-nucleotide messenger RNA. RefSeq lists its product as uncharacterized. NCBI's taxonomy places the organism in Eukaryota, Fungi, Ascomycota, Dothideomycetes, Pleosporales, Leptosphaeriaceae. The record is from RefSeq and is a predicted model, not a curated record.